AGUAAAGAUACAGACCAGUGCACAGAACAGUGGAAACACAGCUGGAAGUGUAAUACCUAGAGUAUUUUCAAAUGUUUUGAAAGACCCGAAAGAGCUGUACGUCUCUGUUCCUGAACCUUCUGAAAUGAAUCUUCACUGUCAGUCUUGUGUUCACAUUGUCGACUGUGAUCAGUGGGUUCAGGUGGAGCCGUCAGUCUGUACAGAUGAAGGAGGGUCAAAGUUCAGCAUCAGCACUCCUGCGGGUCGAUUCGAGUGCAGCAGGACCAGAAUCCGAUGGGUCUGUGGGGGUGACGUCACUCUUCAGUAUCGUCCAGUGGAUGGACGUUUCCUCAAUGCAGAGCUGGAGAGGCUUCAGUGUGAGCGAAUUGGUCCAGUGAUCGAUGUGACCGUGAUCUCAGGGAAACUGGAGGAGGCCCAUCUGCCUCAUUACGCCUGUUUGGCUCCAGUUUAG
Pimephales promelas (fathead minnow) is the source of this 451-nucleotide messenger RNA. The record is from RefSeq and is a predicted model, not a curated record. Lineage: Eukaryota; Metazoa; Chordata; Actinopteri; Cypriniformes; Leuciscidae.